CAGAGUGUCGGGAACUCCAGCAGCUCCGCUCCGUAUAUUUCCACUGACCCUCCGUUUUAGGGAUUCAUUCAUCCAAGUCAGAGCUGCUCGGUCUGUCCGGACGAGAUCUGUCCAUCCAUCCACCCGUCUGUCCAUACAGCUGCAUACACAGCUCUCCUUUCAUCCAGCUGCUCCCGCAUCUGCGAAGGUCAGACGCGUCAUUUUUGAUCAGCGGACCUGACAACUUUUUGUUUUAUUCCUCUCUUCCUGAUCGGCGUUUCAUCACCGGGGGAUUAUUACUGCAUUCAUCUGUCAUUGAUGCUGUGAUGAUAAAUGGCUGACCUCAGCACCCACUGACUGAUUCGCUGAUUUUCGCUGGCUGCAGCUGCUGUCAUGGCGAAAAGCCCGGAGGUGAAGCUGGCUGUCUUCGGCAGAGCGGGGGUGGGCAAGUCAGCUUUGGUGGUGAGAUUUCUGACUAGACGCUUCAUCUGGGAAUAUGACCCAACACUCGAGUCAACAUAUCGUCACCAAGCCAACAUUGACGAUGAGGUCGUCACCAUGGAGAUCCUGGACACUGCAGGACAGGAGGACAUCCAGCAGAAAGAGGGCCACAUGCGUUGGGGUGACGGAUUUGUCAUUGUGUACGACAUCACAGACCGAGGAAGCUUUGAGGAGGUGGCACCGCUCCGAAGUCUCCUAGAGGAGGUGAAGAAGCCCAAAAAUGUGCCUCUGGUCCUUGUGGGCAACAAGUCUGAUCUGGACCACGUCCGGCAGGUCGGCACAGAGGAAGGCGAGCGUCUGGCAGCUGAAAUGGCGUGCGCCUUCUAUGAAUGUUCGGCGUGUGCCAACGAGGGGGGCACUGUGGCCGAGGCUUUCCACGAGCUGUGCCGCGAGGUGAGGCGCCGCAAGGCCGUGCAGGGCAAGGCCAGACGCCGAAGCUCCACCACACACGUCAAACAGGCCAUAAACAAGAUGCUGACCAAGAUCAGCAGCUAGGAACGAGCCACGCUGCCGUCUGACGACACAAGAAAUGUACAUUUUUCUCAUGUAAAUGUUUGAAGCAAUUAUUGGCUCUGAAAUGGAGGAAAUGUGACUGAUUUAAUGUGGAAUGUGUUCUUUGCUUACUUUAUGCUCAUUUUCCAGCUAAAAGCGCGAUAUCUCUUAUCUCUGGAAGAGGUAAAUCAUGUUGUCACUUCAGCAUGAGAGCCUAAACGGAUGAUUUUGUCCAAACUUUUAAGCUCAUUUGGAUCAAAAUAAUCCUGGAUACAAGAUGCUUUAUGGUGAUACAUAAAUAUGGUGAGGUUCUCAACUUUUUUAUACUCUCCUCCAACUUUUAAAAUCAAUAAAUAAGCCACAGGGCAGAUGAAAAUUAUGCAUGCAUGCUGUCUUAUUUAGCAUGCAAAGGCUCCGAGGAUUUAUCGACGUUGUUCAAAUGUAAGAUUCAUAGUUUCCUCUCUGUGUCGUCUGUAGGGGGAUAUCGUGACGCCAGCCUGUGUGUCACUGUAAUGUCACCAGUUAUCAAAGACAAAUAAGAUCAGAGAAAAACUAUUAUAUAAAUUACGUCCACUGUCCAUGUCAACCCUUCAAACACCCCCGGAGUUGUCAAACAAACCUUGUAAUAAAGUCCACUAUGUUCUGUUGACAUUAAAUGUGCUGCAGUGGACUUCCUGUGUUUGUCCACAAAAUAUGUACUCAAGGUCUUCUCCUUAAGGAACUAAAGCACAGGUUCACAAUGUCGGGCUCUUGAGAGAACAUUUUUUUCUCUGAAUCUACAGAGGGAAGCAGUCUUCAUCCAUCCAAACAUGUCACUUUCCAGGGACGUUCUUCGUGGCUGUAAUUUUAAUACUGUAAACUACAAUAUGUAUGAUAUGGUACAGUAUAUUGCCUUAAGCAAUGCUGUGUCUUAAGUGUGUACAGAACCCAAAGGCAUAUACAGUGUAACAUACUGUAACUGUUGACAUGUAAUGUUUUUUUUCUUUAUGUAUGUUAAUUGUAUGAUCAAAACAAAAAAUGUGCACUUGUA
Molecule: messenger RNA, 2002 nt
Organism: Plectropomus leopardus (leopard coralgrouper)
Lineage: Eukaryota; Metazoa; Chordata; Actinopteri; Perciformes; Serranidae
Gene: rerg
Product: RAS-like, estrogen-regulated, growth inhibitor
Molecular function (GO): GTPase activity; GTP binding
Source: RefSeq, a predicted model, not a curated record